AUGAAUAAUGAUAAUAAUAAUAAUCCAAACAACAACAACAACAACAAUAACCAAAAUAACUUUCUUUCCCCAUUUCCUCAUCCAUUAUUAGACUUAGAGCAAUUUUUAGAGUUUGGAUCUUCAUUUCAAUUUAAUUAAUUUCUCAAUUUCUAUCCUAUUGGAGAAUAACAAUAAAGAUAAUUUUUUAGAAUGAAUGCAUUUACUUCAAGGUCAUCCAAUUAAGACGAAGAAUUUAUGCUUUAUAUUUAAAAUCAAAGUAGACGAGAACCCUCAUCUCCUAGGUUAUAAUUUCAAUUAAUUCAGAUAAAAGAAUUCCAACCUUGAUAAGUAUAUGUAAAAGAGAGCCAUUCCAAUUCAUAAUGAGGAAUUAAACAAAAAUGAACCAUAUAUAAAAGUUACUGUGUUGAGAAAUAUUAAUUAUCCAAAUACUAUUCAUUCAAAUGAAUACUUCAUAAAUUAACAAGGGUAAAUUUUACAAGGAAUUUUAGUCUCAUUGGCUCUCAUAAAAAUGCUGAUUCUGAAGACAUUCUUAUAGGAAGAUCUCAUAGAACAGAAAUCAUUCCAAAUGAUAUAAGUAAUAACCCUUUAAAUUUUUAGUGCUUCCAGAAGAUAGAAUUAUCUCUAGAAUUCAUUGUAAAUUAGUGUGCAAACAUUAUUUUAGAAAAGAAUAAAAAAUUAAACUAAUUUAUAUAUUAGCAAUAUAAAACAUAAGAACUUCAUCUAAUUUUCCAUUACCUAAAAGGGCUAUGUAGAUCAUUUCUUAAUUUUUAGAGUACAUUUAUUUUUAAUAAUGUUUUUAGAUAUCCAAGACAUGCUUAUGUUUAAGAUUUAGGUAGUUUAUGUGGAACUCAUUUUAAAAUUUAAAAAAAUGAACCUAAUAUUAUGAAAUAUGAUCAAAAGUAUAGUAUUGGUAGUGAUACACAUUUUAAUGUCCUAUUUUGUGAAUCUUAUAAAGAGAAAGGAAUUGAAAUAGAUGAUUAAUUCUAUAGAUUAUUAAGAAAAAUAAGUCGACUUAAAUAAUUAAAACAUGAAAUUCAUUUUAGUGGUUAAUGUUUGCUUGAUAGAUUUUAGAAAACACAAACAUAAGAAGAUGAUAUUGAAGAAUUAAAAAUUAAAACUGAAGAUUAUAAAGAAAUUUAUAAUAAGCUAAAAGAAUAUAAAAUAUCUAUUAUUUCUAUCAAAUUUAAUGGAUCUGGUAUUGAUACAGGAAAAAAUUAUAAUCUUUUUAUUCAUCCAGAAAAUUAGGAUUCCAUUGAAUUUUAAAUAGGAAGAGGUUAAGAAAACCAUGUUAAAAUUAAUUCAAAUACUAUAUCAAGGAAAUAGAGUAGAUUUAAAUAUUCAAAAAGGUAUUAUUACAAACUAAUUUAGCAUGAAAUCAUGGAUAAUAUUUGAUGGAUCUAAAGAAAGAGAUUCUGCUAAUGGUACUUGGGUUUCAUUGUCAACAAUAGAAUAAGCAGAAAAGAAGUAAGAAUCAGAUCUAAUUGUCUUAAAAAAUAAUGCAGAAAUCAAAAUUAGUGAAUUUAUCCUAAAAAUUGAAAUGUUUUAAGGAAAGUAAGAAAUUAUUAUAUAAAUUCAUAUUAGGAAAUAAAAUAAAAUUAAUAAGCAAUUACUAAAUGAACUAAAGAGCGAAUGA
This is a messenger RNA of Paramecium pentaurelia, 1633 nucleotides long. The record is from the annotation of a GenBank genome assembly. Lineage: Eukaryota; Ciliophora; Oligohymenophorea; Peniculida; Parameciidae.